AUGGCCAAGCUCUGGUUCAAAUUCCAGCGGUACUUCCGCAGGAAACCUGUACGUUUCUUUACCUUCCUGGUGCUCUACCUGACAGCUGGGAGCCUCGUCUUCCUUCACUCUGGUUUUGUGGGUCAGCCUGCUGUCUCCCAGAACCAGGCCAACCCCGCUGCGGGGGCCCCAGCGGAGGGCGCUGAGCUGCCCUUUUUGGGUGACUUAAAUCUGGGCAGAGCCUUCCGGGAUACAGGUGAAACCUCGAGCAUCGCCCGCAGGUAUGGACCCUGGUUCAAGGGCAAGGACGGAAAUGAGAGAGCCAAGCUGGGGGACUACGGGGGAGCCUGGAGCCGGGCCCUCAAGGGGAGGGGCAUCCGGGAGAAGGAGGAGGAGCGAGCUAAGUACAUCGGCUGCUACCUGGAUGACACCCAGAGCCGGGCCCUUCGAGGCGUGUCCUUUUUCGACUACAAAAAGAUGACCAUCUUCCGUUGCCAGGACAACUGUGCAGAACGGGGUUACCUGUAUGCUGGGCUGGAGUUCGGCGCUGAGUGCUACUGUGGCCACAAGAUCCAGGCGACAAACGUGAGCGAGGCGGAGUGUGACAUGGACUGCAAGGGCGAGCGGGGCAGCGUGUGCGGUGGCGCCAACCGCCUCUCCGUCUACCGGCUGCAGCUGGCCCAGGAGUCAGCCCGCAGGUAUGGAAGUGCAGUCUUCCGAGGCUGCUUCCGCAGGCCCGACAACCUCUCCCUGGCCUUGCCCGUGACGGCUGCCAUGCCCAACAUGUCUGUGGACAAGUGUGUGGACCUUUGCACAGAGAAGGAGUACCCACUGGCAGCCCUUGCGGGCACCGCCUGCCACUGUGGCUUCCCCACUACGCGAUUUCCCCUCCAUGAGAGAGAGGACGAACAGCUCUGUGCCCAGAAGUGCAGCGCGGAGGAGUUUGAGAGCUGCGGGACACCCAGUUACUUCAUUGUGUAUCAGACGCAGGUCCAAGACAACCGCUGCAUGGACAGAAGGUUCCUCCCAGCCAAGUCCAAGCAGCUCAUCGCUCUGGCCAGCUUCCCAGGUGCCGGCAACACGUGGGCUCGCCACCUCAUCGAGCUGGCCACCGGCUUCUACACCGGCAGCUACUACUUCGACGGUUCUCUCUACAACAAAGGGUUUAAAGGUGAGCGGGACCACUGGCGCAGCGGGAGGACCAUCUGCAUCAAGACUCACGAGAGUGGCCAGAAGGAGAUCGAGGCCUUUGACGCGGCCAUCCUGCUCAUCCGCAACCCCUACAAGGCCCUCAUGGCGGAGUUCAACCGCAAGUAUGGCGGACACAUCGGCUUUGCUGCCCAUGCCCACUGGAAGGGCAAAGAGUGGCCGGAGUUCGUAAGGAACUACGCCCCGUGGUGGGCCACGCACACGCUGGACUGGCUCAAGUUCGGCAAGAAGGUGCUGGUGGUACACUUUGAGGAUCUGAAGCAGGACCUCUUCGUCCAGCUGGGCCGGAUGGUCGGCCUGCUGGGUGUGGCUGUCAGGGAGGACCGACUGCUGUGUGUGGAGAGCCAGAAGGACGGCAACUUCAAGCGCUCGGGGCUCCGGAAGCUGGAGUACGACCCCUACACGGCGGACAUGCAGAAGACCAUCUCUGCCUACAUCAAGACGGUGGAUGCGGCCCUUAAAGGGAGGAACCUCACGGGCGUUCCCGAGGACUACUACCCCAGAUGA
This is a messenger RNA of Eubalaena glacialis (North Atlantic right whale), 1695 nucleotides long. RefSeq names its product WSC domain containing 2 (gene WSCD2). The coding region runs from base 1 to 1695 and encodes 564 amino acids. The record is from RefSeq and is a predicted model, not a curated record. The transcript has 8 exons. NCBI's taxonomy places the organism in Eukaryota, Metazoa, Chordata, Mammalia, Artiodactyla, Balaenidae.